CGGUGACUGCGCUCCCGGGGACACGGGGAUGCUCCGGGGGCUGCCGGUGCGGCUCCGCGCCCGGCCCUGGGCCAGGGUCCCACGGAACCGCCGCGCCGCGAGUGGGGCCGGGCCGGGGGCCGCGGGGUGGGGGCAGCGCUGGGGGCGGGUGCCCCCCGCCCGGCGCCGCUCGGCCCCUCCCCGGCCCCCCCUCGGUCUCCGGCAUCGCUGGGGCAGCGGGGCCGCCGCCUGCCCGGUGCCCCAAGGCGGCGCGGCGAGGCGGCAGCUCCGGUGCUGCCCGUGGGGGCGUCGGGGCCGCUCCCGUCCGGCGGGGACGCGCCACCUUAAGCGGGCGCCGGCGACCGGGGCGGCGGGGCCGGGCGGCAGCUCCGCCAGCCGGGGACCACCGCGGCCCCGCCGCCGCCUCCCGCCCUGCCCCGGCCCCCAUGGGGGGCGAACGGAGACCCCACGGCCGGCGGGCCGCCCGCCCGCCCGACGGCCGCCGCCCCCGCCCCGCCUGAGCCGCCCGGCGCCCCGCCGCCCCCCGCCCCCGCGCCGCCCCCAACGCCCUCCCGCUGCCGCCGUCGAGGCGAGGGACCCCCGCGGAGCCCAGCGGGGGCGGGGGGCGCCGGGGUGCGGGUGCUCACGAUGUUUCCGCAGGGACGGCACCCGCCCGGGCAGCCCUUCAAGUUCUCGGUCCUGGAGAUCUGCGAUCGCAUCAAGGAGGAAUUCCAGUUCCUGCAGGCGCAGUACCACAGCCUGAAGCUGGAAUGUGAGAAGCUGGUGAGCGAGAAGACAGAGAUGCAGAGACAUUAUGUCAUGUACUAUGAGAUGUCCUACGGGCUGAACAUCGAAAUGCACAAGCAGGCAGAGAUUGUCAAGAGGCUGAGUGCCAUCUGCGCCCAGAUCGUGCCCUUCCUGACACAGGAGCACCAGCAGCAGGUCCUGCAGGCUGUGGAGCGUGCCAAGCAGGUGACCAUGGGCGAGCUGAACAGCAUCGUCGGGCAGCAGCAGCUUCAGCACCUCUCCCACCACGCAUCCCCCAUCCCGCUGACACCCCACCCCUCCAGCAUGCAGCAUUCUAGCCUGAGUGGGGCUGCUGGCACCUCGGGGCUCCUGGCGCUCUCAGGGGCAUUGAUGGCGCAGUCCCAGCUGGCCGCCAAGGAGGACAGAGUGGCCCAGGAUGGGGAGAACAGAGAGCACACCCCGAGCCGGGUAAGUGGUCCUGGUGGUCCUGGCUCUGGCAUCUCCAGCGUGUUCCGGAGUGUUUCUGCUUCCCCUCCCGAGAGCCUGCAGGACGAGGAGCGGGCAGGCGGUGCAGGGCUGAAACGAAAGCGGGAGGAGAAGGACCAGCCUGGGCAUUACGACAGCGAUGGGGACAAGAGUGACUACAACCUGGUGGUGGAUGAGGACCCCCCCUCGGAGCCUGGCAGCCCUGGCCGUGCCCCCAGCAGCCGGCUGCUGCUAGCCCGCCGGGAGAUGCCCGGGAGCCCUGCCUCCAUCGCCUCCAGCCGCAGCACAACACCCCUCAAGCCGAAGGACCAGAGCCUGACCGACCCUCCAGCCAGCGCUCCCACCUCCAAGCCCUCCUCUUCCUCACCGCCCUGCGACUCCCUGACACCCGGCCCCGGGCCCAGCUCGGCCACCCUGCUCCAGCAGCCCCCCACCAAGGCGCCCACCACCAACACCAUCAGUGCCCUUCUCCCUUGGGUGCUGCUCGCUCACACCAGCCGGCCAGGGGCCAGCGAGUGGGUCUCUCCUUGCGCAGCUCUCCGCAGCCCGCUGAGCAUGUCCAGCCCCUACACGUCCUCCUUCGGGAUGGUGCCUCACGCUACCCUCAACGGGGACCUCCAGCCCCCCAGCAUGUACAUGGGCAUCCACCUCUCACCGCAGGUCAGCAGCGCUGUGAUGUACGGCCAGUCCCCCAUGGUGGCUUUUGAGUCGCACCCUCACCUGAGGGCUUCGACCAUCUCUUCUUCGCUCUCAACCAUCCCCGGAGGGAAACCCGCCUACUCCUUCCACGUCAGCGCUGACGGGCAGAUGCAGCCAGUGCCUUUCCCACCCGACGCCCUCAUCGGCUCUGGCAUUCCCCGCCACGCGCGGCAGCUGCACACCCUGACCCACGGCGAGGUGGUCUGCGCCGUCACCAUCAGCAACUCCACGCGACACGUCUACACCGGGGGCAAGGGCUGCGUGAAGGUGUGGGACGUGGGGCAGCCGGGCACCAAGACGGCCGUGGCUCAGCUGGACUGCUUGAACCGAGACAACUACAUCCGCUCCUGCAAGCUGCUGCCCGAUGGCCGGAGCCUGAUCGUGGGGGGGGAGGCCAGCACCCUCUCCAUCUGGGACCUGGCGGCCCCCACGCCCCGCAUCAAGGCCGAGCUCACCUCCUCCGCCCCCGCCUGCUACGCCCUGGCCAUCAGCCCCGAUGCCAAAGUCUGCUUCUCCUGCUGCAGCGACGGCAACAUCGUGGUGUGGGACCUGCAGAACCAGACCAUGGUGAGGCAGUUUCAGGGCCACACAGACGGUGCCAGCUGCAUCGACAUCUCCAACGAUGGCACCAAGCUGUGGACGGGGGGGCUGGACAACACGGUGCGGUGCUGGGACCUGCGGGAGGGGUGUCAGCUGCAGCAGCAUGACUUCAGCUCCCAGAUCUUCUCCCUGGGUUACUGCCCGACGGGAGAGUGGCUGGCGGUGGGGAUGGAGAGCAGCAACGUGGAGAUCCUGCACGUCACCAAACCGGACAAGUACCAGCUGCACCUCCACGAGAGCUGCGUCCUCUCCCUCAAAUUCGCCUCCUGCGGGAAGUGGUUCGUGAGCACGGGGAAGGACAACCUGCUCAACGCCUGGCGGACGCCCUACGGAGCCAGCAUCUUCCAGUCUAAAGAGUCCUCGUCGGUGCUGAGCUGUGACAUCUCCAUCAAUGACAAAUUCAUCGUUACGGGCUCUGGUGACAAGAAGGCCACAGUGUACGAGGUGGUGUACUGAGGCCCUAGCCGUCCCCGUCCCUCCUCCAUCAGGGAAGGACACCCAAGGCUCCUGGAGCUGGACCAGCCCCCCCACACAGCCCUCCUCUCCCUCCUGCUCUCCUUCCAGCUGUCAAAACAACCCUGGGCCACCGGUUCCUGCCCGACACGGGGCAGAGGUGAAGGGGAGAGCAGGGGGGGUGUUUGCUGUGGACAGCCCCCACCCCCGCCCCCCACCCCCAGCCCUGGGCAGGGGCUGCUCUGGGCUCCGACCACCUGCCCAGCAAGGCUGGAGGGGUGUUGGGGGGCAACGCAAGGCCAAGAGCGCCUGAGAUGUUGUCCCUCCUGAAAUCCUGCUACUGAUGUAAUAGCGCCCAUUUUCUGCUGAAAAACAGCUGUAAAUUAUCAGUAAAGAAAUGUAUUUAACUGUG
Messenger RNA from Falco peregrinus (peregrine falcon), 3376 nucleotides. RefSeq names its product TLE family member 2, transcriptional corepressor (gene TLE2). NCBI's taxonomy places the organism in Eukaryota, Metazoa, Chordata, Aves, Falconiformes, Falconidae. Bases 628 to 2967 code for a protein of 779 amino acids. Gene Ontology annotation, molecular function: transcription corepressor activity; protein binding. The transcript is spliced from 20 exons. Gene Ontology annotation, cellular component: transcription regulator complex; nucleus. Gene Ontology annotation, biological process: negative regulation of canonical Wnt signaling pathway; regulation of DNA-templated transcription. The record is from RefSeq and is a predicted model, not a curated record.